AUGAAUGCUCCGAUGACUUUCGACGCUGAGGAUGUCAAGGAUGACAUGGAGGAUCACAACAACCCCUUGGUUCUCACAUUACCCAUCGCGGGGUGCAAUAUCAGGAAGGUCCUCAUCGACGGAGGGAGAUCGGUCAAUGUACUGUUUUAUGACACGUUCAAACGAAUGGAGCUGAAUGACGAGCAGAUGAUGUCUUCGUACUAUAACAUCUACGGAUUCAAUGGGGCCCCAAUGAAGCCUUUAGGAGACAUUGUGAUGCAAGUGAACGCAGGACCGAUGAAGGUUGAUACACGAUUCAGUGUAGUAGACGCUCCUUCUCCUUACAAUGCCAUCAUCAUCUGA
This is a messenger RNA of Papaver somniferum (opium poppy), 342 nucleotides long. RefSeq lists its product as uncharacterized. The record is from RefSeq and is a predicted model, not a curated record. NCBI's taxonomy places the organism in Eukaryota, Viridiplantae, Streptophyta, Magnoliopsida, Ranunculales, Papaveraceae. Bases 1 to 342 code for a protein of 113 amino acids. The transcript has a single exon.